AUGUCUCGUGCAGCCACACCCAUCCCUCCUCGCGUGCCUACCCCCAAAGUUGUUAAAUUAGUCUCCUUCACGGCACAGCAGUUCACACCAAACAGCAAGGCAUCAAUGUAUUCUUCCUUGUCCUCCAUAGAUUCUAAGGACUCUAAAAUCCCCAAACCAGGGGGUGAGGCGGGGCGUCCUGGCCGUGGUGGGUACAACUUGGAAAUGGCGUUCAAUUGGGAUGAUGACUGCUUCAAGAAUCUCAAGGAGUACGUUCACCGAUAUAUCAAGAAACACUGCGACGUUAGCAAGAGCAAGAAACAUCAAACUCCAGCUGCAUUGCAAGAAGUUCAUAGAGAGGCUCUAGGCCAUUUUCCGGAACUGGCUGACUAUCAUGCGUGUUGGCCAGUUGGAGAUAUAAUUCAGAUGCAGCUGAAAAACACAUCUGCCAAGGCACGACACAAUGUAUGGAUACCGACCAAGGUAUUUGCUUUGGGUUACACGGCACUUGACGUUGUGGAGUCCCAUCCGCUCAAUGAUCUUCAUCCAACAGCAACCCAUACACACCCACCUGCAUUGGCAAGCGUAGAUCACAAUGACUGUUGUUCCUCAGCAAUAAUCCACAUAUACCCACCGCAGCCAAUCAUUCCCUCCAGUGAGGAGUCUCCAAUGGAGAUGGAUAAUCCUUGGCAGUCUGAGCGUAGGACCAGAGAUGAUGGCGAGCAGCGGGUAUGA
Molecule: messenger RNA, 714 nt
Organism: Suillus subalutaceus
Lineage: Eukaryota; Fungi; Basidiomycota; Agaricomycetes; Boletales; Suillaceae
Exons: 5
Coding region: 1-714 (237 amino acids)
Source: RefSeq, a predicted model, not a curated record